AUGGGAGUAGGCGCCGUCUUGGAGCCGCUGGUGGUCAUCGUCCUCCUAUUUGGAGGAACCUGGAUCAAUCGAUCCAAACGCUUUCGCACACGCAGAACAACGCGCUGGCAAAAAGACAACACCUCCUCUCGGUCGUCCUCCCCUGACUCUUUAGAAUCGGGCCAGGCUGGUUACGCAGACUCGGAUCAAGACAGUCUGCUGGGUUCACCAACCGCUUGGUCCCCUUCUUUACUGCAUCCACCGGAAGACCGAUGGCGCAAACGUCAGAUUCGUUUCUUCACGGCUACUUUCAAUAUCACCACCCCGAAUACCGUCGUUUUCCAGGAUCGUCUGCUUAGUCGCGUCCUUCAAAAGUUUCCGUUCUUGGUUGAAGUUUGGUACUGGGCUUUGGUAUACUGGACAUACCAACUAGCUCGAGCAUUUACCGCACUGACCCUUAAAAAUGAUACCGUUGACGUCGCAAGGAAGCAUGCGUUGCAAUUGAUCAAGAUCGAGGAGAAGAUUGGCAUCUUCAGGGAGACAUCAAUUCAGGGAUUCUUCCUCCGGCAUCCUGCCUUGUUGACUUGGAUCAAUUGGACGUAUUCAUUCAUCCAUAUCCCCGGUACUAUCGCCUUCCUCGUCUUCCUAUACUAUUACACUACGGCACGCAAUCGCAUCGAUGAACCACAAGAAGGGAAGCCAUGGGACGAGGCAUCUGAAUCUUCAGCAGGCCCACGUCUCUACCAGGCGAGGAGACGAACGUUGGCAGUUUGCAACCUUUUUGCCUUUGUGGUGUUCACCUUCUGGCCGUGCAUGCCCCCUCGUCUGCUGAGUGAUCAAAGCGUUGAAGGUCCCGAUGGAGAACUCGGGCGCAGCUAUGGCUUUGUUGAUACUGUACAUGGAGCGAAUGGGGCUGGCAGUGUCUGGACUGAAAAUCGGUUCUGCAACCAAUACGCCGCCAUGCCAUCAUUGCACUUUGGAUAUUCCCUCAUGAUAGGACUCACGAUCAUGACUAUUCCGCUUCCACACCGGCAUCGCCGGGCCCUUGCUGGUUCAAGCUCGUGCGCACGAAUCUUCCGAGUCUCGUGGAGUCGCUUAGUAUGUUGCCUCGUGGGCUUCGCAUAUCCGUUUCUGAUCUUAGUCGCCAUUGUCGCGACUGCCAACCACUUCAUCCUGGAUGCCGUAGCGGGAGCGAUGAUAUGCGCAUUGGGGUGGUCAUUCAAUGGGAUCUUACUCAACUUGCUUCCUCUGGAAGACUACUUUCUUUGGCUGGUCCGGAUACACAAGCCGGAACCUUCCGUUGUCGGCUCUCUCAAGGAUGCAGAGGACUGGGACGAUAACACGCCCGAUGCUACUCUUCCGUCAUGA
Molecule: messenger RNA, 1347 nt
Organism: Aspergillus chevalieri
Lineage: Eukaryota; Fungi; Ascomycota; Eurotiomycetes; Eurotiales; Aspergillaceae
Product: phosphatase PAP2 family protein
Exons: 3
Coding region: 1-1347 (448 amino acids)
Biological process (GO): inositol phosphoceramide metabolic process; sphingolipid biosynthetic process
Cellular component (GO): inositol phosphoceramide synthase complex
Molecular function (GO): inositol phosphoceramide synthase activity
Source: RefSeq, a predicted model, not a curated record